Messenger RNA from Chaetura pelagica (chimney swift), 387 nucleotides. RefSeq names its product trefoil factor 1-like. Gene Ontology annotation, biological process: maintenance of gastrointestinal epithelium. The coding region runs from base 1 to 387 and encodes 128 amino acids. NCBI's taxonomy places the organism in Eukaryota, Metazoa, Chordata, Aves, Apodiformes, Apodidae. The transcript is spliced from 4 exons. The record is from RefSeq and is a predicted model, not a curated record.
AUGGAUCUCAAAGCGAUCUCUGUGCUCUCCAUCAUCCUUGUCAUAGCCCUCAGCACACUGGCAGAGGGAAAGGCACCACCAUCAAGAUGCCAGUGCAAAAUGGCCCCCAGGGAGCGGAGGAACUGCGGGUACCCAGGAAUCUCAGCAGUGGAGUGCAAGAAAGUUGGGUGCUGCUUCAACGCUUCAGUCCCCGGCGUUCCCUGGUGCUUUGCCCCUAAGCCAAAGAAAGUGAAGAAAGUGUGUCCCAACGACCCUUACUCUAGGAUAAACUGCGGCUUCCCUGGCAUCACAGCUAAGGAGUGUGAGAGGAAAGGUUGCUGCUUCAGGCCACGUCCUGCUGGGGUCCCCUGGUGCUUCUACCGGCGCGUGGUGGAGGAAGCUUGUUAA